UUAUUCAUAAAUAACUGAGAUCAUGUAAGUGGUGUGGAAACGCUGCGGCGUCACUGAUGUUGCACAUAGCAGAGGCAACAGUCAUACGUGUAUUCGCGCAUUGUUGUCUGGCGGUCGGUGCGAGCUUAGGAAAGUUCACAGGCAUGUCGCAACCCAAGGCAGACCCUCUCUGUAGCCGAGCCGAGUCGGCAGUUGAGUCAAAUUGAACAUCUUGAUAUUUCUAAAUGCUCGAUAUGGUUGUGCUCUAUUGUACUGAUCCGAUUGACUGAAGAGCUCGGCUCUGGGACAGAGAUCCAGAACCAGACAGACACUUUACGCUAAAAUCGGAUGUUUAAAAAAAAAAAGAUUUUAGAUAAGUGCAUGAUGUUGGGCUUUACUGUAACUGUAAACAGUUUCAGCUUACUACAGUAGAAGUUUAAUUUUUGUUUACUGAUUUUUAACUAAAAUCAAAGUGACAGCAUGUUUAUUGCACUUUCCAAACCACUUUAAAUUUAACUGCUGAUGAAAUUGAAACUGUUAAAUGAAUGGAAAUAAGAUGUUCUUAUAACAUUAUGAUAAGUUUUACAGUCUCACUUUGUACAAAGUUGAAUGUGCACUUAAUGGUUUUGAUUAGAUGGUAAAUGGGCAUUGAAUGGCUUUGACACAGUAGAUGGUUUUAUUUUUGGCUUCUGAUUACGAUAAAUAAAUUUAGGCCUAUUUGGUCGUCAUGGAACAAAUUCACAUACUGGAAAAUGGCAGUGGGGGGAUUGUGAGGGACAGUGUCUUUAUGUCUCAGUAGUGUGUGAGCAAUAUCUUUCUUCGCUGUUUUUGAAAAUUCACUUUGAUUAAGAGUUAAACUUCAGAACAAGUCACAACAACCUGCAGCAAUAAGUUUAUAACAGCGUAGUGAAGAUAUUAUGUUGUUUUCAUCACUUAAACUGUUUAUUCAUUAUCUUUACUGUAAAGAAGUCAGUGAAAUCUGUGGCGACUCACAGGAGAAGUUAUUUUGCAGUUGCUAUCCUUGUCAGACACACUGGCAUUCAAAGUCCGAAUAACUCACAUGCACGCACACACACACACACACACACACUCAGUAAAUUCAGAGGAUCAAGGUCCAGUUGGAUUCUCUAGUGAAUGCACGGUUCACAUUAAGCAAAGUAGAUUACAACCCCUGUUUUUGUCAGUCUGCUCGUUAUAUUGCUGUCUUAUUUCCUUUAAACAAAAAGACUAACUCUGUGACAUUUACAUGCUCUCCGUGUCAUCUUUAAAUGUGCACUUCCUUCCUGCAACACAGUCACAGAAGAAAAAUGAGGUUUUGUCCCUCAUUUAAUUGUAAAUGUCACAAAGUGGGUGUAUUCAGUGUCCAGAAAUCACCUCACUGACUUUUUGAAGAGUGGACAUCAGAAAGUUGUUCUACAUGUUGGUGGGCCACUCAUGUUUUUCCUGUAAGGUUAAUGCUGCAAAGUUGGGCUUGUUUGUUAGUCUUGUGAAUUACAUCAUUUUCAAUUAUAUACUACUUUCAGUAAAAUAGCCUGUCUCACAGUCUAAUCACUUGAAAUGAGAUAUGAUACUGUACCUGAUUAGUGAAAAGAGGAGGACCAGUAACGCAAAAGACUAAUAAUUAUUGUUUAAUAGUUUCAUUUCCAUCGCCUGUUGCUUGUUGAGUUUUAUUUUCAUUUAAAUGGUGUGUGUAACUGUGUGUGUGUGCGUGCCUAUCUUACACUUUCACAUAGUGCUCCAAGACUUCUGCCUCUCUGGUCAAACCGGUUUGAAUUGCGUUCCUCUCUCAGCUACUAUUUAGCUGUUUUUUAACAGGAGUGUGACGUUUAGGAGAAGUUUAAGGGAAGUUUUAAUCUUUCCUCUCUUAUAUUGCACUCCCCAUUUUUUUUGUUCAACAUAUAUUAUAGCACAGCAUAAGUUACUCCAGAAACAGUGGAAUUUUUAGGGAAUGAUUUUAGUGUGAAAUUACUGAGAGUGUUUUCUGUAAAAAUGCAUGCAAACUUUUCAUACAUCCUUCCUUAAUUUAUGCAUAAGGUGUCCAACAAAGUGAACAUCUCCAGUGUUAGUGUGUACAGUAUAUGUGCAUGAUACAGUGCUUUGCAACAUUCAGUGCCUGUGGGGAAAUCUGUAAUGUGGGUUGUCUUGUUACUCUUGCUGACGUAAAAAAGCUUCUCAGAGUAUGUGCCGCCUCUUUGCUGCUCUCUGAGACUGAGAUCCACAGCUCUGCCUGCUCUGAAGUGUGUCAUCCACUCCAUCUAUCCUUCAUUUAUGAGAGACUUUUGUAAAAUUGCAGUUUUAUGCUGAUUGAUAGCUGCACUAGGCCUAUUAGUUGGGUGAUAUUUGCAUUGGAAAAUGCCUGCUCAUGGGUUCCACAAAAAAAAAAAAUGUUUUUAACACUGCACUGAUAAUUAGAAAAAUUGUUUUUGGAGCAAAAAAUCAGCAUAUUUGAAUAAUUUCUGAAGGAUCGUGUGACACUGAAGACUGGAGUAAUGGCUGCUGAAAAUUCACCUUUGCAUUACAGGAAUGAAUCAUAAAAUACAUUGAAAUAGAAAGCAGUUGUUUCAAAUUGUAAUAAUGUUUCACAAUAUUACUGUUUUACUGUAUUUUUGACAAAUAAAUUCAGCUUUGUUAAGAGAAUUCUUUCAAAUUCAAAAAAAUAUAUAAUGUGGCAGAAUUAUAUCAGCCAUUACUCACUCUUUUUACAUAUCGUUACUAGUUAUGACUCACAAUGGCCCAAAAAAGCUUCGACAAACGGACAUCUUAUCUGCUAAUUUGAAGAGCAUUAGUUGCAGAAUGAGUUUUCAUCAGCUCUCUUAAGACACUCUGAAAGUAAAGACAGACAGCCAAGUUUUACAUGGCUACACAGUGCAGACUUGCUUGUUACUGAUGUUUUCUUUUAUUACAAUUCAGUUUUGGUUUGGUUUUUUUGUUCUAAAAAACUGCAGUAAAGCAACAGCUGCAUAUCUGUCCUCUUUUAGUUGACUGUCUUUAGUGUAAGACUUUAUGGUAUAGUAAAGACCGUACAACAGGCACUGGUGAGGUACAGUACAGAUCCAGCAUGUGUCAGUUUUACAGACAUGUUAUUUUGUUAGUUUUUAAGAUGUCAGACGGUUGUCUGACCCCUGCAGCUUUCACUCGGUGCUGUGUGAGAAUGUGGCGUCUGGGCCUUCUCCAUCUGUCUGUCUCAAUUGCUCUGUUUACCGUCUCACACAUCUCUCUCUCCGUCUAUCCUUUCUCCCACAGCCUUCUCUCUGUCUUGCCUCUUUCCCUGUUUCUGUUAGUUUGUCUCACUUUCUUACUGUUUUGCUUGUUUGUUCAGCGUCAUUGAGCCUUCAUCAGGAGUUCCCAUAUAAAUGACACUCCAUCUUUGCACUGCAACAAAUUACAGCAAGUACAGAGCCCAGGUGGAGAGCAUGGUGAAACAUGUGCUGGAAAUGUUUCUGUACAAUAAGACUACAGAAAUGAGAGUUUCUCAGUUUCUCCCCUCUUCUAUCACCAUCGUCACUGAAGACCCCAUUAAAGCAAAAUUAGAGUUUUAUGAAAGUUACUCCUAAUCGUUGGCAAAAAUCACUUUUGUUUAAAAUAUACAGUCUUUCUCUUUUGGUGAAAAUAAACUAAAAAUAUUGAUGACUCAUCCUGAACUACAGAGAUUUUUGUCCAAUCAGAUCUGUAGAAUGAGAAUGCCCCUCCCCUUAAUUCCAAGUGCCACUGACCAGCAAGUAGCGAUGGAUGGAUGGAUGGAUAGAUAGAUAGAUAGAUUUUUAAAAAGAAGAAAAAAAGACUAUGGGCAAAAUAGCAUUAACCAGUAGCAUCAUCUGCUUCAUGACUGAUGUUGUCCUUUAUGUGUGUUUAUGUUCGUUAUAUCUGAUGCACCCAUUUGCCAUUAUGUUUUGCAACAUGCAUGUGACUUUGUCUACAUUCGUGCAUUUAUUUCUGCAGGUGUUUGAGAGCUAGAGACAGCGUGAGUGAGUGUGUAUGUGUGUGUUUGUGGGAAUCAGUACCCUCCGGAUCUGAAAUAGCACUGUGUGGAGGUGAAGGGGGAGGGGAGCUCUGAAGCACAGGCAUGGAAACGUGCAGAUCCUGUUACAGGAUCAUAAUAUCACUGAAAACUCUGCGCUCUGUGCUCCAUCCUCUCCGCUGCACUUGUUCGCCUGCUCAUGCCAUCCUUUCUGCCGCAUUCUCUCACUCCAUCUCCACCAGUACACCCAGUGCCGAAGCUCCAGCAUCACACCCGGUCCCUCAUGUGCCGUAUGUGUUGUGUGUAGGAUUGGAACAGAACGUACAGCCUGCUUAGCAGCCCUGACAUAUUUCCAGACUCUGCUCUGACAACUCAGUCAGAGCUCUCCUCCCGAAAGGCCUCUGCCUUAUUUUUUACGUUAAUUCCACCGUUAUCCGGUGCUGUGUCUGAGACACUUAGCUACUGGAUGGAGCCGUAACCAGCAUCCAAGUUGCGCUUCUGUAGGCGUCCUUUAAAGGUGGGCUUAUGCCAGCCAUUUUGUCAAACUCUAUAAAGCCCGUCUUGCACCAUAGACAUUUUUUGAUGCUGUGUUUUUUCCUCUCCUUGGAGAGUUUUCACUCAGGGUCAUUGCUCAGCGCUGGUGCAUUAGGGAGCAAAGAGACAGGUUGUCUGUUUAUGAAUGUCUCUUUGCGUGAGGGAACACUGUGUGCUGUCCCAGCACUUCUUACUGAGGAGAACUUGACUUUCCCCUCUUUUUACCUCCUCUCUGGCUCCUCCUGUUGUCUCCCUAUGGUUAAUAUAUCCAGGUCAGGAGCCAGUGUACAGGUUGCCCAGUCACUCUGGUUAAGGUAAGUUGCAACUGACAAGGAUAGAGAGUAAAAGAACCAAGAGAACCAAGAAGUGGUGAAGAUCUUCCCUCCUACAUUGUCUAUCUCUUUGGUUGUGUCUCAUCAUAGUUCUCAGUUCCACUAUAAUGUCACUUUAUCUUGAACACCUGUGCACUAGCAAGGGCCUUCAGCCCUUUAAACAUUGAGACACUGAUGAUUCUAUGAUUUGAUCACAAGAUUAAAAAAUAAUAGUUAAAUAAUAAAAAAAUUAUUAAUCAAAAGCCUCACUAAAUAACAUGCCAUUGUGUAUAUUUGUUAUAGCCACAACUGUUAUAAAAUAUGUGCUUGUCUAGAAAAAAGAUAAUGUACUUAAUGGAAUACAUAAAGCUUAUAUACACACACACACACAUACAAAAAUAAUAAAGUCACAAAAAAUGAUAAAUUAACAAAUAAAAAAGAAUUAAAUUAAAUAAAAAAAAUCCUGAAUAAUAAGCUGUUAGGGAUGUGCACGUGAGUGACAAAUCUGUACUGGUUUAUAUGAUGCUUUCUGAGAAUUUCUAGUUGCAUGUUUCAGUGCAAUGGAAUGAUUCUGACAAUGGAACUGGACUGGCCUAAAAACUCCCUGGCCAGUGUACUUCUGAGCUAGGGAGCAGAAGGAUACACACUUUGACCUUUCACGCUGAAGAUGAAAGUAAAAUAAUGGAGUGAAGCAGAAGCAGUCAGAGGCACAAUCAGAAGGAAUGCGUUGGGUGGGGCGGCAGUGGCAUUUGAGCGCUGCAGACAGUCGUAUCCACUCCUCAGCGUGAGUCACAAGGACGCGUUCAGCUGCCGUGGCAUUCCUCUGUGUGGAUUACUGUGGGAAACUUUAUUUGCUAGAGACUUUUUUGAACGCUUCAGACAAUGGCAUACAGUUCUAGGGCCACUCUGGGUGAGUUUGUAGCCACAACGAAAGACUAAACUGUUUGUGGUACUCCAUGAUUUUUGCCUGUUUUUUUUGCAGUUACAUUUUUGUCUGUCUCUUUGAAUCACUCAAAUCUGAACACAAAUUUGAUGUAACUUUUUAGUUGUUUAUUGAAAAAUGCUAUUUUUAUUAUUUGAGUCAUUCUUAGACUCAUUUUCUGUUACUCAUCCUUCCAAUAACCUCUCGAAAACAGCCUGAAAUUGCAUCCUCAACUUUUUGGCAAAACUCUAGUCUAACAUUUUUAUGGAUGUUACAAUUUUAAUUUUAAUAUCUUGACUAUCAUUUGUGUUCAUGUCUAUGUCACUGUUCUUUUAUUCAUUUAUUUAUUGGGUUAUUUUUCCAUUUCAAACCUGUUUUAGUGAUCAUCUCAUGGCUUAUAGUUUUAAAUAUCUCUCUACACAAAUGUCUCUUCUUUAAACUCAAUAAUUCACUCUGCCCCCCCCCUCAAAUUAACUGAACUGGACUGCAUAUGAUUGUAAAUCUUGUUUACUUGAUCAUAAACCCUCCAUCUUAUGAAUUAUUUGCGUGCUCUGCAUGUAAACGCCAUGCUUUGGAAUGCACAUCCAUCUCCGGCAGACGUAACCUGUUUUUCUCUCUAGCUAGUCGUUUAUUGUUUUAGAAUCAUCGUCUCAGAAGCAAUACAGUGAAAAGAGAAACAUUUCUUUCUUUAACUUUCCUCAGCCCCUCUUCUCCCCCAAACUCCCUCUCUCUCUCUCUCUCUCUCUCGCUCUCUUUGUCAACUCUUUGGGUGGAUUCCCAGCUGACUGUGUUUGUCAUGGUAACAGGCAGCAAGGCAACAGGCCCAGCCACUUGCACUUCCUGAGUGAGAAGAGCUGCCUGACAGAUCUGCGUCUGCGCAGAGUGUGUGUGUGUGUGUGUGUGUGUGUGUGUGUGUGUGCGCAGGCACGGCUAGGGUGCGUGAGGCUGUCAGCCUGCAUUUGGUUCAAGCACACUGCAAUGCUGCCUACUGCUACCGGGCUUCACUUUAUGCUAAUGAGGGGAGGCCUCAGGAACGGGCUUCCUUCUUUUUUUCUGUCUCUCUCACUCACUCACUCACUCCUUACUGCCUGUCUCUGUGCUUUCCAUGUGAGCUAGAGAGAAGACUGAUCUGUUGUUUUAAAUGACUCAUACAUGUUUUACUCGAUAAAUAACCCUCAUUCUUACCUUAAAGUUGGUGUGAAAUCAAAAUCGACUCUCUUUACUUUUUUAAUCCAUAUUCAUGGUCUGUGAAUGAUUCAUUGGCACUCUUUAUUCUAAAGGAAAAAAUAUCAGUCUUCAUAAUCUUUCAUGAAAAUGUAAUAACUUCUGAACUAGCUUUCUCUCUAGCUUACAUUACCAAGUCCUCUUAUGGACCAUAGUCAGGUAAACGCCAUAUUUACUGGUUGAAAUGUCUUAAAGGGACAGUCAGUAUUUUUUUUUUUUCCUUAUUAAAAAGUUUUACACGUAAUAAGUUAAUUUUUUAAAAAUGUUUGAAAUUAUAUACACACGAGGUCAGGACUUCAGUCAUAUCGGGAAAAUCUUUUGGUCAUCUUGUCACAUGAUCCUAUUCUGAAGGAUCGUGUGACAAUUUAGUUUUGUCAUCACAGGAAUAAAUUACAUUUUAAAAACUGUUAUAAUACAAAGCAGUAAUUUUGAUUUGUAAUAAUCUCAUUUCUAAUAAUAAUGCAUUCUUGUUAAUUAUCAGAGGCAUCAUCCAAAAACAUUGAAAAUAAUCUUACCGACCUCAAAUUUUUGAACGUUAAGGUAUGUUGCAUUAAACUAUUAAAAAGAGGUGAUAAAUGCCAUUUCAAACAUGCUAGAGUAUCACAGAAUUAAUAAAAUGUAUUAAUGUAGCGCAACUGGUAGAUUAUGGUGCAAUAAAUUCCAAGGUCUUGAGUUCAGUUCUGAAAAACACAUCCCGUACUGAUCGAAUAUAUGGUAUAAUUUGAAUACAGUGAAAGUCGCUUUGGAUAAAAGUGGCUAGCAAAUGAGUAAAUUAAAUUUAAAUGACUACUUCAAUACAUGAGAGAAACAUUUCAUCAAAGGAUCUUUUUCUAAAAUAGCUUCCACAUUUGACUCACGCUAAGUUGUAAGCUGAGUGAAAUGUUCCAGUGUAUAACUUAUAAAGUUUUUCAGUCCAUCUGUCAAUGGUGUCUCCAUAACCCCAACCCUUUUUCCUCUCUUCUUGCAGAGCAAUGGUGAAUUAGUGUACUGUAAUGUUACGGUGGCUCAUGUUAAAUCUCGUAGCAUGAACCUAGUGCACAGUAGAUGAGAACACAGCUGCCUAAGCUCAGCAUAGGUCACACACUCGCUCCUCCUCCUCUGUCCCCCUUUUCCACCGAACACUCAGCUGGAUCUUGUCUUCCAGCAGCCAGCAUGUGUUUAAGCAGGGAGUGAUCAGGGCUUUGCGCUCGUGUGACACAUUCUUACCGUGAGUACUUACUGAAAGUCUGACACACAUUUGCCUCCCUCCUCGCUGCAGCACGGCUCAGGAAGGAGUAGUCAGAGCUGUAUUCCUGUAAACGCUCCUGCAGUAGCAGCUCAUGCAGUACAGUUAUUUCCAGCAGUACGUCUUUCCCCGUAACUCGAGGGUGAAUUCUCAUGCUAGAUAUUGUUGUCGUUAAUGUCCUGUUCGAGAUGAUGUGAUUGCAUAAACAUUGUGCUUACAUGUGAGUGUCUUCCCAUAUUGUUACCUUAUCUGUUCUUAGCUUCAAGCCAUUUGUUUAUCAAGACAAUUUCUUGUAUUUUUAAGUCUGUUUGGUCAACUGGGUCAUAUACCAACUGUUGUAUUCAUCUAUUGGCUAUAUAGUUUCAAAGAUGUUUUUAUGUAAAUAGCCAUAAUAAAACACUAUUACAAGAGUUUUUUUGAUUAUCUCUUUUAAGCAUAAAAUUGGUGUUUUUGUGAAUCAUCAAAAUGUUGAGCCAAGAUUGGGUGAUGUUCUGGUCCUAUUUCCCCUGGCGCUUUCUGUACUUUCCUGUCACCUUCUUCACCAUGAUUUCAAAUAAAGGCAGAAAAGCCUAAAAAAAAUCUAUUUUAAAAAAAAGUUUUGUGUUAUUCUGUACAGUGUUAUCAUUUAAAAGUGAAAUGUGCAGUUUCUGUGAACUAACGGCAUCCGGCAGAAUAAGAAAAAUAAUCAAACAGGGGGGGUGUUUGGGGAACCUAACUGCUAUUAGUCAGAUAAACCACCUGCCCACCUCCGAACUCACCGCAUUGGUUGAGCCAGUGCUGCUAUGUUGGACUGGUUAGAAUUCUCAAACAAACAGAGCAAUGUUUUGCUAGAGUCACAGUGUUUAUAUGUUCAGCAGAUUUAAUGCUGCCAGGUAUUAAAAUUCUACAUAUGUGAAAUUUAUUACUAACUAUUAUUAACUACAAAUAUUUCAGCAAAAUGUAUAUUUUAGUCAGAGCGCUUCUAUUUCAUUGAGCUCCGUCUGUUUGGUGCGCAUGCGCGCGGCGGCGCUCGUUCUAAAUGAAGUCUGAAGUUUAGCGGAGAAUCGCAAAGCAAAAGCUCAUGCACUUCUGACAGCAAAAUGGAAAUAUUUUCAUGCUUUCUAGCAUUUACCGAUGGAGAAUAUACCUCUGCAAUAUAUAUGUUGGGUAAAGGGGCAAAGCGGAAACUAGAUGAGGAUGAAGAGGGGCUGGAAGGCAAAGCGUUGGCGGCAGGGGCUGGAGCGACGGCUGACGGGCUCUCGAAAGUCUCCUACACCCUGCAGAGGCAGACCAUCUUCAACAUGUCUCUGAUGAAGCUGUACAACCACCGGGCCCUCACCGAGCCCAGUUUGGAAAAGCGCGUGCUCAUCAACAAUAUGUUGAGGCGCAUCCAGGACGAACUGAAGCAGGAGGGCAACCUGCGGCCGCUCUUCUUCCCCCCUUCUCCUCCGCCCGACGACCCCGUGGAUGAAGGUUUCCGCGAGGCGCAGCCUGCCUUCAGCGUGUUGUCCAUGGUAGCUCCACAGCUGUCCCAGUCGCCGGCACUCUCCUCUCCAGUCCUUACAUCGCCUUCGUCAGGGCUGUCAAACCCAGCGCCUUUGGAGGCCUGCCUCACCCCAGCUUCGCUUUUAGAGGAGGACAGUGUCACGCUUUGCACAUCACCCUCUCCGCUGGCUCCUCCUCUUCCGCCAACUCUUCCCAGACUCCCCUCAUCUGUGGCCAGAGACAGCUUCUCUUCUGCCCUGGAUGAGAUUGAGGAGCUCUGUCCUUCACCCUUACCUACAGCUACAUCAGCGCCUGGUGCUACCUCCCCCUCGUCCCUUACAGUGUCCCUCCAAAUGCCGUUGUGUCCCCCCAGCUUAAACUCAGGGGCCUUGGACUCCAAAGACUGCAGUAAGCCCUGCAGCCCAAAGCUUGAAGGGCUGGUCCCGCUGCCUGAGGAACGCUCUGCGGUCCCUAACGCACCAGAGACUCUUCCUCCUAACAGCCUGGACAUGAGCACCUCACCCUCUGCCUCGUCCUCGGGCUUUCUGACAGACCUGGCCCUGGACGACAUCCUCUUUGCAGACAUUGACACCUCCAUGUACGACUUCGACCCCUGCACCUCGUCCUCGGGCACAGCCCCCUCGAAACUGGCGCCCAUGGUGACUGCGGACGAGCUCUUCAAGACUCUUUCGCCCUACAGCGGUGGCGCUCCUGCUGUCAGUUCAAACCAGCCUUUCAAAAUGGACCUCACCGAACUGGACCAUAUUAUGGAGGUGCUUGUGGGAUCAUGACCAGGUUUGGAAGGGAACUGGGGAAGAAAUGCAAAACCAAUCAAAGAGUUUUUAAAUAUGAACUGAGAACGAAAACUGAAGAAUCACUUUGUGAGAGUUUGGGGGCUUUUUGUAUAGUUUUGUGUUUGUUUUGUUUUUAAAAACAAAGGAAAUUGUCCAUUUUAAUGGUGAUGUUGCCCAGUACUACUUCUCAACACUGUGCAUGCACUGUGCUUGCCUUUCCCAAAAAUGAACAUGAAGAAAUCUUAUGGAACACACUUUGGCUUCUGGCAGAUCUGAGUGCCUUCAUCAUUUAUGACCACUUGCUAAAUUCCUGUUUGUUUGUCUUGUCUCAUUUUCCUCAUCAUCAUCACUUCUAAUCGAACAAGAUGUAUUAUCAGAGGAGUAGCAUCUCUCUUUCCUCUUCUCAGCAUACAGGUGCAAGAAUGUGCAACGGCAGCCUAUUUUCAUAUUUUACUUUCAUUUUCAUGAAGCACAAUGAGAGCAACUUGGUUAUUUUAUGUUAACGUUUUUUUUUCUAUUCAAAGCUGUUUUAUUACUUUUUAGUAAUAUUUAAAGAAGUCUGUUAAUAUGUGGUCAUUUAUUUAAUUUUUUUCGUCUGCUUCCAUUUUAACGUUUGUUAAAGGGAUAGUCCACCAUUUACUCACUCUCAUGUCUUUCCAAACCUAAAUAAGUUUCUUGAUAUUUUAAGAUAUUUUCUUUUUUUUUCUUUUAUGUCCAUAUAAUGAAAGUCAAUGGGGUCCAAUGUUGUUUUGCACCCUGUUUACCUUUUUUCUAAAAUAGCUUUUCAUGUUUCACAGAAGAAAUAAGGUUACACAGGUUUGGAACGACAUGGUGAGUAAAUGAUGAUAAGAUUUUAAUUUCAGGUGAACUAUCCCUUUAACAUUCAAUCAGUGAAACAUAUACAAUUUUGAAAUAUGCUUUACCGGAUUAUUUAUACAUGGAUGUGUGUAGUGGUCAGAUAUUUACAGUCAACCAAACAAAUUUCUUGUGAUCUGCCAUAACGGCUCAGAUUCCAUGUGUUUACAUCUCAGCUGGCAAUAAGUGAACAUUUGUUCUGAUGCACAUUGUUUUACAGAUACAUUACUUUGAUAAGCCAAUGCUAAAACCCCUUUAUGCUACAAAUAAUGUAUGCAAUCAAUGCUUUUCUGAUCAGUAAUAAGUAAACUGUCAACUUUUCUCAGCCAUUUCCUUUUUUUUAUCUGUGUCAAGGCAUUUGUCGUAACUUCUCUUUUUUUGGCCUUUGUUUUGGCUUUAUAUCAUCACUCAGUGAGUGGCUAGUUCAGUUUUAAUGCUACACUAAUGCACAACAAGAGGGUCUAUGCAUGUGUGUUCAUGCAAAAUGGGGAAAAAAAAAAACUGUACCGGGCAAGAAAGUUUAUGGUUGCUAUUUUUAACCAUUUCCAUCAUCAUCAUCUGUUUGCCAAACAUUUCUUUCAUAUUCAUCUCUCACCAGUACAAUGGUACAUUUCUGUUAACAUACUAAUGCAUGCAGGAUUAUAGCUCAUAAUUGUACAGAUGUCAGAUGAUUUUUGUAUGGUUUGGUCUUAUUUUAUCUUAUUUAUACCAUUGUUUGUUUGAGUUUUAUUAAUAGUAUCUGUUCAUGUUCCAAUCAGACUCUCUCUCUGUUGUCCUGCUGGGAUUUAGUGUCGUUUGGCCAGUAGAAAUGGUCGCAUUACAUUUAGGUGGAGUUUAGUUAUGCACCGGUAUGAUGAGAGAGUAUUCAGCAUGUAUGUGCAAUAGACAACACAGUGUAAACACUUGGCAUAAACCACUGAUGUUGAUCAGAUUAGGUUUGGAAGGAUUAUUUUAUGUGCACCUGACAUAAAAGGAAAGGGACCAUUUAUCUUAUCAGCUGUAUUAGUUUCACAUAGUGUUUGUCACACUAAACUAGCUUACAAUAAUAAUGUUAGCUAUACAUACCGACAAAAACUGUGCAUAAUAUGCCUUCCUGGUAAGAAUCGAUUAAAAAAUGUAGAGUGCAAUGUCAGAGAGGGAAGAAAGCAUUUAUUUUUAAAUGAAAUCUUAUUUAUCAUAUAAGUGUGACCAUUAAUAAUCUGGGAUUUGAACUUCCUGUCACAGAGACCUAAGACAGAGGUGACAUUUUAGAUUGUUACCACCCAGAGUUCAAAAGAGAGAUUGUCUGAGAUUUGAAAACAUGAGUGAAUGAGAGCCGAGCGGACAAAUCUAUGGAAUCAAAACUAUGAUUAAUAUGACUUAUAGGAAUUUUUUUGGAUUUGGAGUGUUUUUGUUUUGUUAUUUAUUUUUGUUUCCUGUGUAAAUAUAUUUAUUUUUGAUGUUAAGCUAACAUCCAGAUUGUAAUUUGUACAGAAUAUGAGAUAGGAAUGUAUUAUGCUUAUGGGAAUGUAUCACUGCUUAUUAAUUGGGGUGGAAGCCAUUUUUUCGUCUGGUUUAAUAAUGCAUUAUUUUGUGUCUGUUUAGUUUCUUGUAUUAUAAUUUGGGGUGGUGUUUGUGCUAGUCGUCUAGGUCAACACUCCCUGCCCCUAUUUAAUUAUAAGUAUUUAAUGUUUUAUAUAUUUCAGAUUGUGUGCAAGGGAAAGGUUUGUGAAGCAAUACUUUAUUCUCUACAAACUUCAGAAUUUCAAUCUUCCAAAGCCUAUUUCUGGGAAAAUCUUUUUGAUAACCCUCAAUGCCAAAUGUAAAAAAAAAGAAAGAAAAAAAAGAAAAGAAAGGCAGCAUGAUUUCUGAUGACAUUGGUUGUUGUUUUUUAGUGGUAUCUCACUGUCCCAUGGUUCAGACCACACAUUCGGGGAAGUUUAGCGUGGUUUCAGGAUAGUGACCACUGGGAUUAUAUAUAUAUAUAUAUAUAUAUAUAUGUGUGUGUGUGUGUGUGUGUGUGUGUGUGUGUAUGAGAAAGAGAGACAACGUGUGGUGGAGGGUCUAAACCCUUUUUCUG
This is a messenger RNA of Onychostoma macrolepis, 13325 nucleotides long. RefSeq names its product SERTA domain containing 2b (gene sertad2b). The transcript is spliced from 2 exons. The record is from RefSeq and is a predicted model, not a curated record. Gene Ontology annotation, cellular component: nucleus. NCBI's taxonomy places the organism in Eukaryota, Metazoa, Chordata, Actinopteri, Cypriniformes, Cyprinidae. Gene Ontology annotation, molecular function: transcription regulator activity. The coding region runs from base 9233 to 10408 and encodes 391 amino acids.